AUGGCCAAUCUUUACAAGAUUGAAAAUCUUGAUAAUCUUUUACAAUGUACAAUUUGUCUUGAACGUUUUCGAAUACCAAAAGUUCUUCAAUGUCAACAUACUUUUUGCUUAGCAUGUUUACAAAACAUUUAUGAUACAGAAAAUCAAACAUUAAUAUGUCCAAUAUGUCAACAAAAUAUCAAAUUAACUGAAAAUCUUAAUGAAUUACCGAAUAAUUUUUUAAUAAUAAAUUUACUGGAUAUUCAACCAAUAAAAGGUAAAUGUUCAUCAUGUCAAAAAAUGGAAAUAUUAACAUUAUGUGAACAUUGUAAUUAUACAAAAUGUAUAAAUUGUAAUGAAAAACAUGUUGAUGAUAUACGACAAUCGAUUAAAACAACAUUGAAUAAAUUAGAAAAUAAAAAUCAAUAUCAAUUAAAAGUUUCUAUUCAUAAUUCUUUUAAGAUUAUAAGAAAUAAAAUAAAUAACCAAUUUCAAAAUAUUCGUCAACAAAAUUAUACAAAUUUAUUAAAAAAACAAAUUGAUAUACUUGAACAACUUGAAUUCUAUGAACAAAAUUUAUUAACCAUUAGUUGUUCAUUUAAUUUAUUUCUAAAUUUUGACCAAUUUGCUGCUUUAAAGUUAAGGGAUAAUCUUGGAGAUGCAGGUUUGGGUUCAGAUCCAAUUGGUAUAACAAAGGUUAAUGACUCAUUAAUUAUUCAAUACGAACGAUCGGAAUCUGAUUUACGAAAUAUAACAAUGCAUCGUGAAGAUGAAAAUCGAAAAUAUAGUCAAGAAUUUGAAAAUUUAAAUAAUGAAAUAUUUGCAUUAAAAGGCAAUGAAGUUGCUUUAUUAAAAGAUAUUGAUGAAUUAAAAGAAAAUCUUUUAAUUAUUUCUAAUGAACGUAAUGAUAUUCGAGAACAAAAUAAUAAUUAUCAAAAUGAACUUGAAAAUAUACAAAAACUUCUUUAUGAUGAAACAGAAUCAGCUUCAAAAUCUUUAUCAAAAGUAACUUUAUUAAAUCGACAACUUGAUGAAGAACGUAAACGUUCAAAUGAUUCAAUAAAUCAAUUAAAUGAUCAACAAAUGCAAUUAAAAAGUGCUUUAAUAACAAAUGAUACAUUGAAAAGUGAACUUAAUCAAGCUCGUUUACUUAUUCAAGAUCAUACUAUUAAAGAAAGUGAUUUUAAAAAAACUUUAAAUCAAAUAAAUAUUUUAUUAGAUGAAAAAAUCAAAUGUUUAGAUGAUCGUCAACAUGAAAUUGAAACAUCAAAUCAUCUUAUAUCACAUCUUCAAAUUGAUUAUGAAAAAUCUAAAAAUGAUUUAUCAAUUUCACAUGAUCAAAUUGUUCAAUUAGAAAUUGAAAAUCAAACUAUUAAACAAAAUUUAUUUGAAAAAACAAAUGAAUUAACUUUAGUUACAAAUCGUAUUCAUCAAAUUCAACAAGAUUUUCAUACAUAUGAAAAAAUACAUCGAUUUUCAAAUGAUGAAUAUUAUGAACGUGAACAAAGAAUUAAAUCUAUUGAAAAUGAAUUAACAAAUAUUAUUUCAAAUUAUGAUAAACUUAAAAAAGAACAUCAAAUAUUAAAUGAACAAUUAAAUAAAUAUCAAUAUGAUUUACAAGAUAUUGAAAAAUCUGAUAGAUUACAUAAAGAACGAUUAAUACAAUCAAUGGAUGAAGCAAAAAUUUAUAAACAAAAAUUAGCUUUACUUGGAGAUUGUUUUGGAACAGUUGUUCGCAAGGCUUCUGAAAGCAGUGAACGAUGGGCAAAUAUCAGUACGCAUGUUGAUGAACAAAUAAUUGAUUUGAGUGGUGAUGUUGAUAGACUUGCUUCAAUUGAUGAACAUUUUGAACAAUCAACAAAAGUGUUAACUCAUUUACGAGGUCAACAUGAAGAUAUUCUCGCAGAAUUUUUAUCAGUUAAAAAAAUUGUUGAAAAAACUAAUUUAUAUUUACGUGAAUAUAAACGUAAAUGGUUACAAAUCAAUGAUGAAAAUCGUCAUUUACAUACUGAAAUAAAACGUUUACGUAAUAAACUUGAUGAUUUUCAUCGAGCAGAAAAUUUAAUGCAUACAAAAAUUGAUGAACAAGAUAUUCUUUUAAGUCAAUUACGUAAAGAACUUAAUAAUGAAGUUCAAGUUCAUUCCGAAGCACAAAUAACUAUUGAAAAAUUAAAACAUACAUUAAAUGAAACAACAUUUAAACAUGAUCAAUUAAUGAAAAAUAUGAUGAAUUCUAAUAAAAAAAUUGAAAAAUUUGAAAAUGAUAUUGUUGGAUAUACAAGUGAAAAUCAUUUAUUACAAGAAACAGUAGAAAAAUUAGAAAAACAAUUAAAUAAUCUUCAUAUACAAAAUCAAUCAUUAGAAAAUACAUUAGAAUUAAAUCAACAUUCUUAUCAUGAAAAAUCUAAUGAAUAUGAAUCAUUGUUAAUCUCACUAAAAGAAGCAAAUCAAAAUUCAUUACAUUUAUUAGAAAAGAGAGAAACUGAACUUAAUACAACACAAUCAGAAAUACAAACAUUAAAAUAUGAACAAUCUGCUAUUAUUUCAAAGAAUCGUUUUUGA
Molecule: messenger RNA, 2541 nt
Organism: Rotaria sp. Silwood2
Lineage: Eukaryota; Metazoa; Rotifera; Eurotatoria; Philodinida; Philodinidae
Source: the annotation of a GenBank genome assembly